GUUGGCUUUCUGUCAUGUGCUGCUUAUCUCCAGGCAGCCGGAGUACCCCGCUGUUCAGUACGCCUCUCCUCCCGCAAGGCAGCUCGCCACCUCCUCAUCCUCCUACUGCCGCUGCUGCCUUUUCCCGAUAGCGAAACCCCGCCUUCUCCCACCCUCCCUCCCUACUUCUUGGAGCGGCUCGCUGUGUCGCUGCUCUCUGCCGCCAAGCACUCGACGGUUGCAAUGGAGGCUGCUGUCUCGGCGACCUUGUAGAGCUGACCAAGGUACCCGGAGUCUGGGGGUAUCCACCCCACUGCAUAAUGGAGACGAUGGAGAACAACGUGCAGGGUGGAAGAAACUGUGACCCUUAUGUCAGAGUUUUAGGAUGGCCAGUGAAGGCUCCAGUAUCCCCAGUCCCGUGGUGCGUCAGAUUGACAAGCAGUUCCUGAUUUGCAGCAUAUGCCUGGAUCGCUACAAGAAUCCCAAAGUCCUCCCUUGCUUGCACACCUUUUGUGAGAGGUGUUUACAGAAUUACAUUCCGGCCCACAGUUUGACUUUAUCCUGCCCAGUGUGCCGCCAGACGUCUAUCCUUCCAGAGAAAGGUGUUUCCGCUUUGCAGAACAACUUCUUCAUCACCAACCUAAUGGAUGUGCUGCAGCGAUCGCCAGACAGCAGCAGCGAGGAGUCCACCAUUUUGGAGACUGUCACUGCUGUUGCUACGGGCAGGCCGCUAUCCUGCCCCAACCAUGCAGGCAGCGUGAUGGACUUUUACUGCCCAUCAUGCGAGACGGCCAUGUGCCAAGAGUGUACAGCUGGUGAGCAUGCCGAGCAUCCCACCGUCCCGCUGAAAGACGUUGUUGAACAGCACAAGGCAGCCCUGCAGGAACAACUGGAUGCAGUCAAGAAAAGGCUGCCUGAAAUCGACUCAGCACUUCAGUUUCUGUCAGAAAUUCUACAGCAGCUCGCAAACCAGAAGUCUACAAUUGAAGAAGACAUUCAUUCAACAUUUGACGAACUGCAAAAAACCCUGAAUGUGCGCAAGAGUGUGUUACUGAUGGAACUGGAAGUGACAUUUGGCCUCAAACAGAAGGUUCUCCAAGCCCAGUUGGACACCUUGCUGCAAGGUCAGGAAAGCAUCAAGAGCAGCUGUAACUUCACAGAGCAGGCCUUGAGUCACGGAUCAGAGACGGAGGUCUUGCUUGUCAAGAAGCAGAUGAGCGAACGUCUCAAUGAGCUGGCUGUUCAGGAAUACCCGCUACAACCUGAGGAGAACGACCAGCUGGAUUUUCUGAUUGAAACAGAGGGCCUUAAGAAGUCUAUUCACAAUCUGGGUACUAUCAUCACAACCAACGCUGUCGCCUAUGAGACAGUGGCCACUGGGGAUGGCCUGAGACAAUGCGUGGUGGGCCACCCGACGUCUGUUACCAUCACCACCAAAGAUAAAGAUGGGGAAUUGUGCAAGACGGGGAAUGCUAGCCUUACAGCAGAGAUCUUUACUCCUGAUGGCAGUGUAGCAGAUGGGGAAAUCUUGGACAACAAGAACGGCACUUACGAGUUUCUCUAUACAAUACAAAAGGAGGGCGAUUUCACUUUGUCUUUAAGACUGUAUGAUCAGCACAUUAAGGGCAGUCCGUUCAAACUGAAGGUUAUCAAGUCAGCUGAUGUAUCACCCACCACUGAUGGGGUGAAGAAGAGAGUCAAGUCCCCUGGGAGUGGCCAUGUGAAGCAGAAGGCAGUGAAAAGGCCAGCCAGCAUGUACAGCACAGGGAAGAGGAAAGAGAACCCCAUUGAAGACGACCUCAUCUUCAGAGUCGGUACCAAGGGAAGAAACAAAGGCGAGUUUACCAACCUCCAAGGCGUGGCCGCUUCCACUGUUGGCAAGAUCCUCAUUGCAGAUAGCAAUAAUCAGUGUGUGCAGAUCUUUUCCAAUGAUGGCCAGUUUAAAAACCGCUUUGGUGUGCGUGGCAGAUCUCCAGGGCAGCUGCAGCGGCCAACAGGGGUAGCGGUCCACCCCAAUGGAGACAUCAUCAUAGCUGAUUAUGAUAAUAAAUGGGUCAGCAUCUUCUCAUCUGAUGGAAAAUUUAAAAAUAAAAUUGGCUCAGGAAAGCUUAUGGGACCCAAAGGUGUUUCUGUGGAUCGCAACGGACAUAUCAUAGUGGUGGACAACAAGGCCUGCUGUGUCUUCAUUUUCCAGCCUAAUGGGAAACUGGUGACCAAGUUUGGUAACCGUGGGAAUGGCGACAAGCAGUUUGCAGGUACACUUGAUGGCCCUCACUUUGCUGCAGUGAACAAUAAUAAUGAAAUCAUUGUAACUGAUUUUCACAAUCAUUCUGUUAAGGUAUUUAAUCAAGAAGGUGAAUUCCUAAUAAAGUUUGGCUCCAAUGGGGAAGGCAAUGGUCAGUUUAAUGCUCCAACAGGAGUGGCGGUGGACAGCAAUGGCAACAUCAUUGUGGCAGACUGGGGUAACAGUCGAAUACAGGUGUUCGAUGGCAGCGGAUCUUUCCUCUCCUACAUCAACACGUCCGCAGAUCCUCUCUAUGGCCCUCAAGGCCUGGCCUUGACUUCAGAUGGCCACGUUGUAGUAGCAGACUCUGGAAAUCAUUGUUUUAAAGUUUAUCGCUACCUACAGUGACGGAGGCUUUAAUCCCGUCUUUCUUUUUUUUUUUUUUUUUUUCCUGGAUCGGGGAGCAAUUGUUGUCACCCUCCGCCAGGAACCAAGGAGUACCACCAGUAGCUGUUCUUUCUGUUGCCUCACUUUUUUUUUUUUUUGUUUCAAAUCUUGCCCAUUGACGUCAAAGGGACAAGAAAACCACUUUGCCAGCUCUUAUCAGCCUCUAUUGACGUUCCAUCCUGCUUUCAGCGUUAGCAACAGCUUCAGUGCAAUACCGGGACGGAGUGCCAAGAUAAGUAAUAACCGGUAAAACACCAUGUUGUAGCAGAAACUUCAUUUAAGACUGUUGACAGCCACAAAAAAUGCUGAGCUUCCCCCCGCCCUGCCCUCGAAAGCCAUUAUGCUUUUGUAUUGCCAUAGUUCUAAUGAGUUUCUUCUUUAGUAUGAAAAUUCAGUAGUAAGAAUGCGUAAUGCCUGGUGCCAUGCCGUAGUGACGAUCGUUUCAUACAAAGAUCAGCGCCAGCCUUGUGUUCAGCCUUAAUGCUAGCGUACAGUACGAGCUAUCGUAUGGAACUUUCUGCGUAAAAGGCAAUAUCCAAAAGAUGAGCAUGUAAAAAGCGUGAGGAGAUGCAAAUGCGUGUGCAUUGAAGUGUGUGUGAGAGAUAACGAUUGUCGGACAUCCCGGUGUCUCCACUUUGGAGCAGAUGCAGGGCCAAGUCAAUUCAUUUAUCAUGAAAUUUUCCAUCAAGCUGCACAGGUUUCAUGUUCUUCCUGCUCCUUAAAUGUUCUCACGCAGUGUUCGGUGACUUACAGUAGGUGGCAGUGCCCAGCACACCGCUAGUAUCUAAUCAGCCAAGUAGGCGGUACAAAGUGCGGCAUGUAUGGCGUCAAACUUAUCGCCCGACACUAGAGGACUGCCUUGAUUUGUAUCUGAAGGUGAAUCCAAUCCGCUUUUUCCUCUGUGAAUUUUCGCCGCUGGAGGUUCGUAAAAGUGGAAACUGACAAAAAAAAAAAUGUGUACAGUACCGCGUGUCCGUUUAACUGGAGCAUUCGCCCUAAAAAACAAAUACAAGACCUGAUGUAUUCACCCACCACGUGCAUUUCAAGUGAAUCUGUAAUAUCUCAUUUUGCCAUUCGAUCAUUUGGAUAUUACUGCUUGGCAAAUAGUGCAAGUAGACCUUUCCAGUGACUUCCAUGAACAUUAUUAUUAUUUUUUUUUUAUUAUUGCCAUUUGAUCUCAUUUGUUUUAUUUAUUUUUGGGUUGCCAAAUGGAAAUGGAAGUGCCCAAGGGAAUAUUUAUAUAUUGCAUUAGGGGGAACAAAAUGUACGUUUUUAUAAAUAACCUACUUGCAUUUUUUUUUUUGUUCCUUUGACUGUGUUGUAAAACGAGAAAUUGCACUUUUUUAAGGGUUUUUUUUUUAUAUAAAUAUAUAUAUCGAUAAAGAGGAAAUCAAAAAAAAAAAUGUGACAAAGGGAAAUGGGGUAGUGGGGGGUACGCUUAAUUGACCUGUUCUGAAUGUACAGCACUAACUGUUCUCUGUAUGCAACAUGGCCUUAAUCGUAGGCUCCCUGCCAUCUAUGCCAGUCUCGGAAUGCUUCAGUAAUAACAGUGCAACAAUAUCAUUACCCUGCUGAGAACAUUUCCUAACCCACACGGUGCCCGUUUUAAUGCUUGCAAUUAGCGUAAAACCUGACAUUUUUUCCAACAUUCCAUAACUGCAGUUUAUGUUAAACAUGUUUGUGUACAGCACUGAAAUAAAGUAUGGCAUUAACUGAA
Erpetoichthys calabaricus (reedfish) is the source of this 4367-nucleotide messenger RNA. It is a transcript of the gene trim2a, whose product is annotated as tripartite motif containing 2a. Gene Ontology annotation, biological process: negative regulation of translation; protein polyubiquitination; proteasome-mediated ubiquitin-dependent protein catabolic process. Gene Ontology annotation, molecular function: zinc ion binding; ubiquitin protein ligase activity; protein binding. Lineage: Eukaryota; Metazoa; Chordata; Cladistia; Polypteriformes; Polypteridae. Bases 365 to 2611 code for a protein of 748 amino acids. The transcript is spliced from 12 exons. The record is from RefSeq and is a predicted model, not a curated record.